UAUACACACACAUGUCUCUGCACACACUCACACACACACACGGACACCAAAAAGAAGUGAAUUGGAGAGAGAGAGAAGGGAAAAAUCAAUCAAUCAAUCAUCAUGGGAGAAGAGUCCACAGAAGUGGUGGAAAUGAAGGAGGAUCAGAGCUUGAACAAUAGUGUUGCCCCACCUGCACCGCCAUCACCACCGCCACCGCACUUUGUGCUGGUUCAUGGGAUUGGCGGCGGCGCGUGGUGCUGGUACAAAAUCAGGUGCCUGAUGGAGAGUUCAGGGUACAGAGUGUCGUGCCUGGACCUCAAGGGCGCCGGCAUGGACCCCACAGAUCCCAACACCGUUCUCUCCUUCAACGACUACAACAAGCCCCUCCUUGACUUCCUCUCUUCUUUACAUGACGACCACCAGUUGGUUUUAGCCGCAGGUUUUCCGUUCUGCACACAGACACACCUCUGGGUGAUAUUGGUAGGGCACAGUGCAGGAGGUCUGAGUUUGAGUGAUGCAAUUCACAAGUUUGGUAAGAAGAAGAUUAAACUGGCUGUGUUUAUUGCAGCCACAAUGUUGAGGUCAGGGUUUGUCACUGAUCAAGACAUCAAAGAUGGAGUUCCAGACUUAUCAGAGUUCGGAGAACUCAAGGAGGUGUACGACGUUGGAUUUGGAUUAGGAGAAGAUCACCCUCCGACAACUAUGAUGAUCAACAAGGAACUACAACGGAAGAUCAUUUACCAAUUGUCCCCUCAAGAGGAUUCAACUUUAGCAGCAAUGCUGCUAAGGCCGGGGCCAAGCCAUGCCCUAACAACAGCUCGACUUGUAGAAUCUGAUUAUGCGGACAAUGUGCCCAGGAUAUACAUCAAAACGAUGCAGGACAACGUUGUCAAACCCGAGCAACAAGAAGCAAUGAUCAAGAAGUGGCCACCGUCCGAUGUUUAUGUCUUGGAGAGUGAUCAUAGCCCUUUCUUCUCUGCCCCAUUUUUGCUGUUUGGCUUGCUGGUCAAGGCUGCAGUUGCCUACGGAUGUUAGAAAUUAGUGUUGUAAAAUGGGGAAAAAUUGGUAUAGGGGAGAUUCCAACUUGUUAACAAGGGAAAAUAAUGGGUUCUAAGUUUUUUUCUUAAAUAAAAUAUUUAUUUAAGUGUUAUUAUCUGUAAUUAAAUCGAUGAAUGUGAAAGAUUUAUGUUUUGUGUUAUGUUUA
Molecule: messenger RNA, 1186 nt
Organism: Sesamum indicum (sesame)
Lineage: Eukaryota; Viridiplantae; Streptophyta; Magnoliopsida; Lamiales; Pedaliaceae
Gene: MES17
Product: methyl esterase 17
Biological process (GO): jasmonic acid metabolic process; salicylic acid metabolic process
Molecular function (GO): methyl indole-3-acetate esterase activity; methyl salicylate esterase activity; methyl jasmonate esterase activity
Source: RefSeq, a predicted model, not a curated record